AUGACAACGACAUCUACAACAACGGAAGCUAUAGCCCCAGAGAACGUUACGUUAAGCGCUUUGCCUGAUCAGCGACACCAACAAUCCACCACAGCAACCUCGGCACAAACAAUAGAGCCUCUCAAUGUUGAAUCCGUCACUAAUGCAGAGCCCAACUACCCAACGGGUACUAAGUUCUGGUGUAUAGUCCUUGCACUUUGCAUGAUCCUCAUACUUGGAGGAUUAGACGCCAAUAUAGUCGCUACAGCUGUACCAAGCAUCACAGACCACUUCCACACCGUCGCAGAUGUAGGAUGGUACUCGUCUGCAUUUCGGCUAUGCAGCUGUGCGUUUCAGUUUGGAUUUGCGAAGCUGUAUAAGCCUUUCCCCAUCAAAUCAAUCUUUCUACUAAGCAAUGCUAUCUUUCUUAUCGGCUCUGUGCUCUGUGCUACGGCAGCCUCAUCAGCAAUGUUCGUUGUCGGGAGAGCAGUAACGGGCGUAGGAUUCGCGGGGGAGAUGGCUGGCUGCUUUGCAGUUCUUGUGCAGACCUCACCCUUAAAUAGGCGACCGGUAUUUGCGGGGUUGAAGGCCUGCGUAGAGUCGCUCGCUAUCAUUGCGGCUCCAAUAGCCGGAGGUGCAUUGACGCAGUCUUUGGGGUGGAGAUGGUGUUUCUGGUAUUCAACUCCUGUCAACAGAUUAUAUAUAGAAACUACUAUUAGUGCAUACUAA
Molecule: messenger RNA, 708 nt
Organism: Penicillium angulare
Lineage: Eukaryota; Fungi; Ascomycota; Eurotiomycetes; Eurotiales; Aspergillaceae
Product: Major facilitator superfamily domain general substrate transporter
Exons: 1
Coding region: 1-708 (235 amino acids)
Biological process (GO): transmembrane transport
Molecular function (GO): transmembrane transporter activity
Source: RefSeq, a predicted model, not a curated record